Messenger RNA from Schistosoma rodhaini, 576 nucleotides. NCBI's taxonomy places the organism in Eukaryota, Metazoa, Platyhelminthes, Trematoda, Strigeidida, Schistosomatidae. The record is from the annotation of a GenBank genome assembly.
AUGAUGUGGAAUAAACUUAUUUGGAUUAAAAUGAUUUUGGUCUGUGCAAUCGAUUUUCAGACUUUCAUGUACCAAGUCAAAUCGGAUAGUACAACGGAAGCAGGAACUGCAUCAUUUCUAAUUAGAUCUAUCAUAUAUACAGACAUUAAUGGAACAUACUAUCAAUGGAAAUCAGAAUUACAGGAUGUUCUUUCAACUGACUACAUGACAUUGGCUACCAAUCUUUGCAAUCUGACUAUUGAAAGUUCAUAUCUUGGUGAUCCAAUAAUUACAAAGAAUGCAAAAUGUUUCAAUAUUAUUUUCCUUCCAUUUGAUAUUACUAAUCAACAAUUAAGAACAACAUCAAAUGAAAUUGAUAAUGUAACCAUUACUGGUGUUCAAGGGAAUGUAAAUAUAGAAUUGAUUUCUAUUAAUGCUUCAUUUAUUAAUGAAUCUAUAUUAUAUAACAUACUAGUUAAUGGUUAUAAUCAAUUGAACAAAACAUUGAAUAUAUUUGUUAUGAAUAUUGAGAUAUAUCAUCAAUUAUUUAUAAUGAAUGAAGUUCCAGUUAUUGAUUCUGAACUCAUUUGUAUAUAG